AUGGCGGCCAUGAAGGAAGACUUGAAGUUGCUUCUACGACGCAGCGGCGUCCAUGAUGAUGUCUGUGCCUGGCUGGCUGCAUCGCCGCAGGACUGCCAUGAGAUGAAAAUUUUCGCCAACAUCGUCGACGACGGCAUCGCAGAGCACGCUUUGGACGAGCCGUUAGACGCAGAGACCCGCCGGUCGAAGUACACCGUGUUGUGGACAGCCGUCCAGGAGUCCAUGUUCGCGGUGCUUCGACGCCCAGCGCUUCCAACCAAGCAGGCCGACGAGCCGUUAGCAGAGACCCGCCGGUCGAAGUACACCGUGUUGUGGACACUGAGGGAGUCCAUGUUCGCGGUGCUUCGACGCCCAGCGCUCCCAACCAAGCAAGAAGCAUCGAGAUUUUUUUCCCACCUGCAGGAUGAUGUUUCCGUUCUGGAGGACACUUCCAAGCUGGGAACUUACUUUGCCAGUUCCGGACACUUGGAACCGGUUGGGCAGUUGCCGGGUGCUACGAUGUCUCUUACGAUGGCAAGCAGGUUAAGCUGUCACUGGCAGGACGUCUGUACAUACAUCGGCCAUUUGGAAGGAAAAGCAUGGAGCGCAAUCGAAUCGUUGCCCGAAGAAUUGGUGCUUUCCUACAUCCUGCAGACGGAGGAAAAGAUCCGUGCUACAGCGGUUGAGCGAUGCCAAAAUGAAGGCAUGCCGUGGGGCCGUGCUCUUCUUCACGCCUGGAAGGAGGAUUCCCAGCUGUGGCCAGAUGCCAAAGAUGAAUGGUUGAACCGUCGCCCUCCGGCUCGCAAGCUGGGGGCCGGCCUGCAGUAUGCCGCCACUUUGGCAGAAGCAUUGCAGGUCACGUUGCAACAGCAGCUCCAGCACCAGUUCCAAGAGAGGAGAAAGGCGCUUCAGCCGUUAGAGCAACGGCCAGAGAGUCGUAGGAGAUUCUGGAGCGCCGUCUGGGGAGCGCAGACAGAGAUGGGCAGGCAGCAACAGCAGGCCGCCCUUGACAAAUUCGCGGCAGCGGCAAAACAGCAACAAGCCCAGUUCAAGCCCAUCAGUUCGGCGCAAGUCAAGGAGACGCUGAAGCACAUGGGCAACAAAGCACCAGGUGCGGACGCCUGGACAGUUGCUGAUUUGCGCUCGUUGCCGGACGACUCGUCUUCUUCCUCCGGAAAGCGGAACAGGAGCUGGAGUGGCCGGAAGCACAGAGACAGGUCCUUGUAG
This is a messenger RNA of Symbiodinium sp. CCMP2456, 1206 nucleotides long. NCBI's taxonomy places the organism in Eukaryota, Dinophyceae, Suessiales, Symbiodiniaceae. The record is from the annotation of a GenBank genome assembly.